This is a messenger RNA of Tinamus guttatus (white-throated tinamou), 369 nucleotides long. It is a transcript of the gene PIERCE1, whose product is annotated as piercer of microtubule wall 1. Gene Ontology annotation, biological process: axoneme assembly. The record is from RefSeq and is a predicted model, not a curated record. NCBI's taxonomy places the organism in Eukaryota, Metazoa, Chordata, Aves, Tinamiformes, Tinamidae. Gene Ontology annotation, cellular component: axonemal microtubule.
AUGGGCAAUGCCAUGGGGUGCAGGGGUGUAGAUGGCGACUUCUACGGCGUGAGCGAGCGGCUGCCGCCCCGCUUCGAGCACCCCGCGCGCUUCCAGGGCUACCGGAAAAAGGAGCCUCACCCGCUGUACAGGACCAGCAACCAGAGCUACGGCAGCAGAGCGCCCACGGUGCACGAGAUGCCGACCUGCUACCGCAUCACCUCGCACGCCUUCUCCAGCACGCUGGCGCCCUGCGGAAUGUACCGGGACAACGGGCUCAACACCCACCUGGACAAGAGCCGCGUGACGGGAGCCGGCAACUUCAUCACGGCCUGCGACCGCCUCAACUUCCACCCCAGCUACAACCCCAGCCGGCCGUCCUUCUGCUAG